CUCGCUGGCCUCGCGCGGGUCUCACGUGGAUCCUCCGUCAUGGCCAGCUGGGUGUUCUGUAAUCGCUGUUUCCAGCCGCCGCACAGGAAGUCGUCCUUCAGCCUCACCAGCUGCGGGCACGUGUACUGCGACUCCUGCCUCAAAGGUAAAAACAAUGAAUGUGUGAUCUGUGAAGUUCCUUGUCGGACAGUUUUACUCUCAAAACAUACUAACUCCAAUAUCCAGACAUUCUUUCUGGGCAUAGAUGGUCUGUGUAAGAAGUAUUCCCAGGAGACCUCUCAGAUUUCAGAAUUUCAAGAAAAACACAGGAGGAGGUUAGUGGCUUUCUAUCGAGAAAAGAUUUCUCAGUUGGAGGAGUCCCUUAGAAAAUCAGUACUACAAAUCAAGCAACUACAAAGUAUGAGGUCAUCACAACAACCAGCUUUCAACACAGUCAAAAAUCCAGUUUCAACAAAGCCAAAUGGAUAUCUCAACUCUUCACUCCCUGACAGAAUAGAGUCGAUGGAUAUUGACCUGACUCCUCCAACAAGAAAGCCUGAGAUGGCAGCAGGCCCUUCAAGAAUCUCUCUGAUUAGUCCACCUCAGGAUGGACGCAUGGGCAGUGUCUCCUGCAAGGGACCCCAGCAUCUCAGCUUGACACCCAGCCAUGCGAACAUGACGAAGGCUAUCAGAGUCCCACCGUUGCAGGUGCCCUACAAGGAGCUGUCAUCACCUCCAGCAUCACAGCUGUCCGGCAGAGCAGCACGAGGGCCUUCCUCCAGCAUUAGCGGCUCAUGGGCAGGACCACCUCGGCAGCCCAUCAGUAUCUCAGGCCUGCUGCAGAGACAGUGUGCAGGGCCAGCAUCCCCUGGGGGAGUGGACACUGAGAAGAGGAGCCCGUUCUUGCUUUCCACACCUGCAAAUCUACACUCUGCAGCCAACCCCUGGCAUAUGUGUGUCCGUCGGUAAAUAUCACUGUAGAGUUCAUUCUAGAGAGAUGAUGUAACUAAAUAAAGUAGCUUUCUGAUUAAG
Molecule: messenger RNA, 1011 nt
Organism: Arvicanthis niloticus (Nile rat)
Lineage: Eukaryota; Metazoa; Chordata; Mammalia; Rodentia; Muridae
Gene: Rnf212
Product: ring finger protein 212
Biological process (GO): protein sumoylation; homologous chromosome pairing at meiosis; reciprocal meiotic recombination
Cellular component (GO): synaptonemal complex
Molecular function (GO): SUMO transferase activity
Source: RefSeq, a predicted model, not a curated record